AUGAUUAAACCGUCAUCUCCAACUCCCGAGCACCUUAGAAACCUAAAGUUAUCGCUUCUUGAUCAAAUGGCACCACCCAUUUAUGUUCCCCUCAUUUUCUUCUAUCAAUUUGAUGAAUUGUGCUUCAAUAUGGUCGGUCGUGCCAACAAAUCCCAAUUGCUAAAACAGUCCUUAUCCGACACCCUAACGAUGUUUUAUCCAUUAGCAGGAAGGAUUCAAGAAAAUUCCUUCAUUGAUUGUAAUGAUUCCGGUGUUGAGUUCGUUGAAGCUCGAGUUCAUGCUCGUCUCUCAGAUGUUAUAAGUGAGCCUAACAUGGAAGAAUUGAAGAAAUUCCUCGCGGUGAAUCCUAUUGGAAUUGGCAUUGCCACCCUCUUGGCAGUGCAAAUCAAUUUCUUCGACUGUGGAGGGAUUGCCAUAGGCGUGUGUUUGUCACAUAAAAUAGCCGAUGGCACGUCCCUAGUCGAGUUCAUCAAUGCUUGGGCAGCCACGUGCCGGGGUGAAGUCAAAAUUAGUCAACCUUACUUCGAUUUGGCACGUAUUUUUCCACCUAGAGACUUGUCUGGCUCUAGUUUCACACCAAAUACUGGCAUGACAAAAGAAAAGAUUGUUACAAAAAGAUUUGUCUUCGACAAAGAAAAACUGGCUAUGCUCAAAGAAUUCGCUGGAGAUGGAUCACAAGUGAGAAAUCCUACUAGGGUCGAAGCAGUCACAGCUUUUAUUUGGAAAAAAUUCAUGGAGGUUAUGAAAAAUAAGAUGCACGAGAAGAAAAUGUUUGCUGCAGUUCAUGCAGUGAACUUGAGGCCAAGAGUAAGCCCACCACUUUCAGAAAAAGCUUUUGGAAAUUGUUGGAGGCCUACGAUUGCAUUUCUAUCCACGUCUGAGGAUGAUAACAACGAAUGUUCUGAUCUUGUACCGGUGCUGAGGAGCGCGAUAAAAAAAAUCAAUGGUGAUUUUAUCAAACAAGUGCAGGACGGGCAGUAUUUGAACCAAUUGUGUAAAUCAGUGGAUAUAUUCUUGAAGGGAGAUGUAGAACAUUAUAAUUUUAGCAGUUGGUGUAGAUUUCCUGUGUAUGAGGUGGACUAUGGUUGGGGCAGGCCGUGUUGGGUGUGCACGACGACGUUGCCAUUCAAGAACGUAGUGAUUUUGAUGAGUACACCAUGUGGGAAUGGCAUUGAAGCAUGGGUAAACUUGCUAGAAGAAGACAUAUCUACUUUUAAAUUAUAA
Molecule: messenger RNA, 1224 nt
Organism: Fraxinus pennsylvanica
Lineage: Eukaryota; Viridiplantae; Streptophyta; Magnoliopsida; Lamiales; Oleaceae
Source: the annotation of a GenBank genome assembly